UCUUGGCAGUUGGCACAUGGGGAUCGUGUUGGUUCGCCGAAAAAAAUCAAAGGGCGCAUCACUAUAGAACGAGUUGUGUGAACCAGUAGUGGUGUGUGGACUGUGGAGUUCGCGCAUCUACGGCAGGUCUUCGAUUGGGCCAGAGAUCAUAUCAAAAGUGUAGUGCGUGCACGAGAGGAGCGCGUGAUUCGUCCGCCGCCCGCCGGUCCGAGACCGCGGCCAGUGUGGACGCGUGACAGCGAAAAAUUAUUUAGACCUCCUCCCUCCUCGGCUGCUGCCUUCCGCACACUGACCUCGCCGUGCCGUUGAGAGGUCAACUAGAGCCUGCCGAGCCGGUAGGGCGGUAGCAGGCGCGAGGAGAAUGGGGACGGAGGCCGACGCCGCUGCCGUGGACCUGCUCCGGUCGCAGAUCCCGUUCCAGACCGACGGGGAGUUCGUCCUCCCGCCGCGCGGCGUGGGGCUCGUCCUCGUCGACCUCUGCAAUGGCUUCUGCACCGUCGGCGCCGGGAACCUCGCUCCUGUUGCGCCAAACAAGCAGAUCAGUAAGAUGGUGGAAGAGACCAAUAGGCUCUCUAAGCUGUUCUGUGAUAGAAACCUGCCGAUCUUUGCAUUCCUGGAUACCCAUUAUCCAGAUAAGCCGGAACCGCCAUAUCCCCCUCAUUGUAUCAUUGGUACUGGGGAGGAGAACUUUGUCCCAGAUCUGGAGUGGUUGGAAAAGGAGCCAAAUGUGACUAUAAAGAGGAAAAGUUGUAUUGAUGGGUACAUCAGCUGCAUAGAGAAGGACGGGUCUAGUGUUUUUGUUGACUGGGUUGGAAAAUAUCAGAUCAAAACUGUCUUGGUGCUCGGGAUAUGCACGGACAUCUGUGUUUUGGAUUUUGCAAGUUCAACUCUGGCUGCUCGAAAUAUUGACCGAGUACCACCAUUACAGGAUGUCGUGAUUUAUUCAGAGGGGUGUGCUACAUAUGACCUUCCUGUUGAGAUUGCUAUGAAUAUCAAAGGAGCUCUUGCCCAUCCACAGUAAAACAUUACUGGACAUAAACUGGAUGCUCUCUAGGAGAUGCUGAAGGAAGAACCUUACAAUCAACUUACCAUUUGAUAUUGAAGGAUCUGAUGCAUCAUAUUGGACUCUAUAUGGCCAAAGGAAGGGGUGCAAAGGUAGUUGACAGGGUGGUUAUUGAACCUUGAAUCAAAAAACUUGUCCUCAUCGUAGUGAUGUUGCUAGAGUUUCCUCAGUCCUCUUAUCCUUCCAUUGUAACAAUCAGAUAGAUAUGCAUCUUAGCAAGUUGUUGACAUACUAUAUAAUGCUAGCGACAACUAUGUUGAAUAUGUAAAAAUGGGCUCAUUUUGUGGUUAGCUUGUACAUAGUUCCUAAGAUUACUCUAUCCUGCCAAACAUGCGCCCAGUUUAAUAUGCACCAUGUUUUCUCAUUGGUUGCUAAUGUUCAGUUCUGGGAGUGUACAUUUGUAUUUAAUGAAGUACUCCCUCCGUUUCAAA
This is a messenger RNA of Sorghum bicolor (sorghum), 1494 nucleotides long. RefSeq names its product nicotinamidase 1. NCBI's taxonomy places the organism in Eukaryota, Viridiplantae, Streptophyta, Magnoliopsida, Poales, Poaceae. The coding region runs from base 362 to 1021 and encodes 219 amino acids. The transcript is spliced from 5 exons. Gene Ontology annotation, biological process: pyridine nucleotide salvage. Gene Ontology annotation, molecular function: nicotinamidase activity. The record is from RefSeq and is a predicted model, not a curated record.